AUGCAGAGCGAGAAUGGAAUUCACAACAGCUUGGCUGGUGAACUCCAGAACUCGAAUAAAUCAAAAAGAGGUGAAAGGACCUUGCGCAGGUCAACAUGGCAGCAUUUUGCCGACACUGAUGAUUCUGGUCGCCCAGGCAAAGUACCGGAUGGGCGCGCAUCCAGUACAGACCGGGUGGAGUCCGCUGAUUUGGACCAUAGUAGUGAACAGCUCGACCAGUAG
Messenger RNA from Strongylus vulgaris, 222 nucleotides. Lineage: Eukaryota; Metazoa; Nematoda; Chromadorea; Rhabditida; Strongylidae. The record is from the annotation of a GenBank genome assembly.